Molecule: messenger RNA, 7736 nt
Organism: Trichoplusia ni (cabbage looper)
Lineage: Eukaryota; Metazoa; Arthropoda; Insecta; Lepidoptera; Noctuidae
Gene: Nca
Product: neurocalcin homolog
Exons: 5
Coding region: 242-814 (190 amino acids)
Molecular function (GO): calcium ion binding
Source: RefSeq, a predicted model, not a curated record
CAAAUAUGGCGUAGAGUUGUACAAAAUGCAGUGGGAGAUAUUUGUUAUACUUGUCAAUUCAGAAUUUUAUUAAAAAAGACAUGUACAUAGAAUAAGACUAUUUCAAGCGACUAUAGUGUGCUAGACAAGUAUUAACAGUGAAAUGUGAAUUUUACGCAAUGGCACAAUAUUUGACUAACUAAAAGCAAGCAGGUUGUGUAAUAUUUUAACGUCCUUUCCAAGAUAUAAGCAAACAACAAAAAUGGGUAAACAAAAUAGCAAACUAAAGCCAGAGGUCCUAGAGGAUCUGAAGCAGAACACUGAGUUCUCAGACGCUGAAAUACAAGAAUGGUACAAAGGUUUUCUAAAAGAUUGUCCCAGUGGACAUUUGUCUGUAGAAGAAUUUAAGAAAAUAUACGGCAACUUUUUUCCGUAUGGCGACGCGAGUAAGUUUGCGGAGCAUGUGUUCCGGACGUUCGAUGCGAACGGCGACGGCACGAUAGACUUCCGGGAGUUCCUGUGCGCGCUCAGUGUGACGUCACGCGGGAAACUCGAGCAAAAACUCAAAUGGGCGUUCUCCAUGUACGACCUCGACGGCAACGGGUACAUCUCACGGCAGGAGAUGCUCGAAAUAGUCACUGCCAUUUACAAAAUGGUGGGUUCAGUGAUGAAGAUGCCCGAGGACGAGUCGACGCCAGAGAAGCGAACCGACAAAAUAUUCCGACAGAUGGACCGAAACAAAGACGGCAAGCUCUCGCUCGAGGAGUUCAUAGAGGGCGCCAAGAGCGACCCCUCCAUCGUGCGGCUGCUGCAGUGCGACCCGCAGUCACAGUGAUACACUCAAUAUUAAACCUUUCAGUCUAUCCACACUUAUAUAAAACUGUUGUAAAAUAUCACCCUUAUUACAAUGCUUGUAAGAGCUAGUGCGCGUCGUAAAGCGUUCGGUACACAUUAAUCCAGUUUGUUGUCCUGUUGCUUGGCUGUUUUGCUGCAAGCUCGCCGUUCAUUACUAUAAAGUAUCCCAGUGAUUGAAAUAUUUAUACUAUUAGGAACAGUUUUCUUCUUGUACCGAUGUUCUUCAAUAUUUAACCAAUUGACGAACCGAUCGUAGUUAGGGGAUCGGCAAUUCAAACUGCUACGUUUUUCUAAGAACCGUAACCAGGUUGUGAGGAAACAUGUUGAUAUUGACUUAAAUUUUCAUAAUGUAACGUACAAUCGAUUGUGAAUAUUAUAAUGAUAACUUGGAACACCAUUUAGCCUAGUACAAAUUUACAAUCAAUACAUAGUUCAAAAUAUUUUAAUUGUAAUUCAAGUUUAGAAACUUAAUAAUAAAAUACGUAUAUUUGAAGAAAACUAAACAACGGAAGCAGCAAUAAUUCCAAAGAAAGUAGCGUAAUUACGGUAAGGUAGAUAUAUGAAAAAUAUUACAUGAAUAUUUUGAAUAACGAUUUAGAUAAACGAAAUUACAAAAUUUUGUCGUCUACAUCAUCUUGUCUGUACUAAUAAGAUUACCAACAAAAGACAAAAAAACAUAGUAGAUAGGUAUAAAAGACAUUAUUAGAAAGUUCGUUGACCUUAAUAAAUUCAACUUAUCGAAAGUUUAAACUUUAAUGUAACAACCAAACAGCAGGACAAAGUUGUGCGACUGUAAUGUGUAUAGUGUUCAAAGAUUUUUCCCAUUAAUACUAGUUAGGUUAAUACACGUUCUCUACCCACAAAUGUUUGCGGCUUGUCUUAUAAGCGGGCUUGUGAGGCGCUCUCGACGGUCACAUGUGGUAUAUAGUGUGUUCGUAAUUAUAUACGAAGUUACCGAUGUGGCCACGAAAGCUAGCGUUCUUUCUUAUGUAUUAAAAUGUUAAACAAUACGGUUGUAAGAUAUUUAAUAAUGUAAUUAAUGUAAAGUACAUGUAUCCUUCUUCAAUCUUCAACCACGAAUUAUGGUUUACUGCUUUCGGUAUGAGUACUUAAUUUCCUGAAAGUCAAAUGUAAUAAGGAUCGCCUGCUGUAGCAGGUAUCCGCUGCGUUAAGUUUUACCUCCUUUGCAUUUACAGUUUUGUUCUUCCAAACAGAAUGCUCUUCCACUCUCAUAGUACCUUAAUAGAAUUAGUAAAUGUUGCUGUCACAGAACCAAUCAGAUGAUUCUCUCAAGUAGUGUAAUGCAGACUUUACAAAUAUAAAGCUGCAUUGAAAGCGUACCCCGACCUCACUGGCUCGCUUAUAUUGCGUCAAAAUUUUAUCCAAGUAUCUCCCUAUAUUAUCGAAAAAAUAAUUUAUUAUAUCUACAAAUAUUGAAUGUUCCAACAAUAAUUACGUGGGUGUUAUAUGAGAUUUUAGGAGUUUGUAGAUCUUAAUGAAUCAAUUUAACUAUUAUGCAGUUAUUGAUCUUAUAUUCGAAAUUAUAAGUAUGUCUUUCAAUACAUCUGAUAAAUGUUAUAAUCUAUAGUCUUAUUCAACAGACAAGCUAACGCCGUAGUUGAAAUACGCUGUAGUAAAUUUACAUGUUUCUUUGAAAUAAGUGACGAUAUUUCGUCAUAAUUGUUAAAUAAAUGGGAAAGUAACUUCGUACGCACAGUGCCUUUAAAGGAAUACACUUAAACCCAUAGACAUUGAUUAAACGAUCUUUAAGGAACGUGUUAACAAGGAUUGUUAAAAGUAUUUGAACUAUAUGCAUAUAGUAGAACAAGUCUUUUUAAGUAUAUUACAAACAGACGCCGCUUUUUACCGACUAUGCUUUUUGGCAGUAGAUGGCGUUGUAAGUCGCCUGGUGCCGGGCACUGUGCGUUCGCCGUUGCGACGCAUAUGGGUCGGAAAUAAAUAGAAGGUUGUACCGCUGUCUUCUCACUGCUAGCGAUUAUGAUAAACACUACUCAUGGUUCGUUACUGGUGCGGUAAAUGGGUAAAGUCAGUUGCUGAUCUGAGAAAAUAUAUCGACGUGUAACACCACUCACCUCACACUGGUAUCAUGAGUCAUUGGUCAGUGUGAUCUGCAUGAUGCUUUAUUGAACACGUAAAACCAAGUAAUCUCGAAGCUUUAAAUCGUACAUUUGCUGCGUAUAUUUUCUCACAUUUGUACCUGUUUGUGCAGUUACAUUGCAUGCCUUAAUAUAUUCUAAAUCUAAAACUCUCUUCUUCGUAUUUUACAACCGUGCUAGCAUUGAAAAGACAGCAUAUAUUUUAUAGCACAAUUUAGGAAGACAUUUACGCAACAAACGACACAUACAAAUAUGAUUAUAUACAGUUAUUAUUAAUUUAUAUUGUAAUGAAUAUUCAUGCUGAUCUAUUCGCGUAGCUGAUAUUAUUAAGGUUUAGUUUUAAUGAAUGAGAAAAGAAUCAUAAUGAUAGUCCCGAGUCAGCCUAAGUAUUAUUAUUCAAUUAUUUUGUUGUAAAAUGAUUUGUAUGAAUUUUUAAUAUGGUUAGUCUAAAAUGUAAUAAUUGACAGUUAGUAAUGAAAUGUUGAGUUUAUACAUAUUGCGGUACCUGAGAAUAAUUUUGAUCCACAUUUUGGGCUGCAAGGCGACCGCAGAGAGACCACACGUCCAUUUCAGUCAAACUAAUUGAGAUUAACCGCGUGUUUCAUAAUUACUAGGAAAAUAAUAGUAAACCACAAUAAUAUUAUGUUAACGUCAUAGUAUAUCAAUGUUAUAUUUAUAAACAAGUAGAAUAUAUGUCAGCAAAGCAAGCAAGACUGCAAGAAUCUAUAUUAUAAUUAUGUAAUAGAAGUUAGUGAGCCCGUCCCCCAAGCGCGUGAUCGUGAGGUCUCCCUGCGCGAGCCCAGCCGAGCACUCGGUGACGCUUCGACUGAUGUCAUUCGUUCGUUGGUCUGCACACAGAUGGCACCAGGGUACCGCACUGCGCCGCUGCGAUCCCGCCUUUAUGUUAAAUGUUGUAUUAAUGUAGUAGUAAACGUGAUGAUUGUGUAUAGACUUCUCUAAAGCAAUAUAAUAGACUGAAUUUAAAAAGUAGACACUUACUAUGUGCAACUUUGUUUUUUUGGCACAUGCUUGUAAAGCAACCCCUUUGUGAUAGCCAUGCCCAGCGGCGCUGUUACUGCCGAAGCGUGUACAUAUUAUAAUAUAUAUUCUUACUGAUCACGAAAUCCCGUCUUCCAGACAGACUACACUAUCUUAGUCGUGUAACAUAUUAGUCGCAGCGGUGCAGUGUCUCGGCCAGGUCGGUGCCCACAUUCAAAACAUUAUUGGUAUAUACACACUUAAUUGGUAGUUAUUGACACUUUACGAUUAUAAUAAGAUACAUAUUGUACUACAUUUUGAUAUUUAUUUAAAGUAUUUAUUACUACAUCACAAGUAUUUAUUGCAGUUAAACAAAUAUUGAAUAGAUUAGUGCUUGUUCUUUGUCCUUACAUAAUGUUACUUAAUGAUCUUUUGAAUUGUACACAAUUUUGUUAUAAUGUGUGUGAAGGUGUUAUAACAGUAACCGUCGCCCGCCGGCUCGCACGCUGACAGUGCGGGCUAGGGCUCGCCGAUGGUUGCGCGUUAUAAGCGGUCACACGUCUAGAUGUUAGAGACACAAUACACUAGGUAUAAUUUUUUUGUUUUGUAUCGCCAAGUUUACACUAACGCAAUUGUUGUGGCAUAUAUUUGUUUUCACUCAGCUUUUUGACUAACACUAAUAUUUAAAGCACGCUUUAAUUUUUUAUUUAUUAGCUUCAAAUGAAUGUAUUAUGGAUGAAUUCUCAUUUUAUAUAUAUAUUAUACAAUGCGAGUUUAAUUGACAGACAUUUUUAUUUUGCUUCUUUAGCUAGCUAGUUCAUUGGACGGAAUAUUGAAUCAAAUGCACAAUUAUUUUAUUUUUUCGCACAACCAUAAUAAUGUUACGUAUCAAAGUUUAUUAACAAUAGUGUAUGGAAUUGAUGGUAUAUUGAAACCUUGUUGAAUGUUCGAGUUGUCGUACUUAUACAUAUAUUCACCAAUUCGCCAGUGCUUAUGAUAGACACCAGAUAGUAAAUAGUAUUUAUCGUUGAGCAAUAUACAUAGAGAAUUAUAUUUUACUAGGAGAAUAUAAUAACGUUGCGGCUUCGCACACACACACACACACACACACAGAUCUACAAAUACAGUAUCUACAUAACUAUAUCCGAAAGUCUUCUUUAAAUAUACAGUAACUGAUGUCUGAUAUUAUACAACAUAUAUUAUGAUAUUCAAUACUUUAUUACUUUUCACUAAGUUUACAUAUCUGUUACGAUAGCGGCUGACCUUAGCGUUGGCGUUACGGAAAAACGAUGUUCAAUUAAGUGACUUAGAAUAAAUAUCGAAACAAAUAUUACAAACAACAGGAAAUAUAUAAAAAUAAACAGAAAAACAAUAUUUUAAUAUAUCAUUUUUUGAUUAUGUACAGAUUUUUAGGUGUGGUCGAAUUUUAUAUCUGUGUCAUUUUUGGUAUAAGAUGUUUAAUUCUAAAUGAAUGGAUCAUCAUCCUGAGUGACGCCUUUUAUUCUAAGUGUUUAAAAGUGGAAUUAACGUGUAUUUUGAAUUAGAAUUAGAACAUAGAUGUUUAUCAGAGUUAUUUAUAAUAUUCCUUACUUCUCUAUACAGAUGACACCAAUUUCUAUGCAUUUUUCUCGAUUGUUCUAAAUAUUUCCUGACUGUGCAGUUGAUUCUAUAAUCAGUUUCAAAUAUAAUUAUUAUUAUGUUCAGUCUGAAAUUGCUUUAACAUUGAUCGUGAGGUGAUUUGCUAUACAUAUACGAUAGCCCGGCGUACUCUUUCGUGGAUUUCUCAGAUUGUAAAAUUCUGAAUUAGUUCUCUAUAAAAAAAAUUGUUGUGCUGUGUGCAACGUUGUCCAGAAUGGCAUCGACGCUUACGCCUCCUUCGUUUGGAACGGCAACGUCGCCCGCCCCCUCCCAGUGUGCUUCCAAGACCAAUCCCAGCCGUAAAGAGCGCAAUCGUCACAUGUUCCGUAGUAUUUUAUACAUUUAGCUUAGAGCUUUAGAUUCAUUCAAUUGUGUAAGUAUAAAACGUACGUUAUGUGAGCGAAUCACCUGAUAUAAAUAAGCUUAGAUAGAUAGGUUAUAUACCCAAUAUUAGAUAGGGUUCUGUUAUAAACGCUAUAUGCCCCGCGUCCUAGUCAUUUUAGAUUUUUUCUGGAUACAACAGACGAUUAUUUUACUGUCUUCCAGUAUUUUAAGCAGUAGACUGAACUACGAAGAGUAGUUAACUGUCAAUGAUAAAAUAAAAGUACCUUAAAGUUGAGGUUUGGUCCCUGGUAGUGAACCUAGAUGAUUUCAGCACCGCUCUAGUUCAAGGCUAGCAUUAAAUCGGUGCUAAUUUUUACAAACAUUGCGAUCUAGUAUGCUUUGAACUUUAGUUGAUUUGGCGGCGCAUAUUAGCGGUAUUUAUGUAUUAUAAAGGUACAGUUUCUCCCUAACAUCUAUUUAACCACGAUUUUGCUCUUCUCACGUAUGCUUGUACGCCUCUUUGGGUUAACCACUUGAAUAUAAUAUCACUUGUAAUCUAUGGUGCAUAAAAUGUCCUCUGAGAUUAAAGGAUUGUUAUGAUAUAAGCUGUGUAGUGAUAGUUUAGGUGUGAGAUGUACUCAAAUCGCAAGAGACGAGACUUGGUCUGUAAAGGUUGAAGGAUAAAGCGUAACGACAUUCUCUUUUAAUAUCUUACACAAAAUUUACAUCACAAAACGUAAACGUCACAUAGCGGAGGGCUAAGAGAACUGGGAAUGUAGAACAGCAAUCUCAAAGUUACCGAACGGACGGUACUUAGCUACGUUACCAUAUUUUUCUGAACCUCGCACCAAACUAAAGCUACAGGUAUAAAUAUUUUACUUUUUGUAAGUACCAAUAACUAAUGUUUUAGCGUAUAAAGUUAUUAUUUAAUAUCUACGUAAACUUGUAUCUUAGCGACUAUAAAUUAUCUUAACCCAGGGUGCUAUAUUGACUCGAGAAGAGUGCUAUGGGCGCCGGCGUUUGAUUGUAAUAAGUCCACCUCUUAAAUACAUUUAAAUUAGAUGUUAAAAUUAUCAACUCAUGUUAUAAACGCCUUAGUAGUGGCGUGUUGCUCGUUGCUGUAGCUGCGAGCGCGUGAUACGAGUCGUUUGACAUGCGCAGUGGUCACCGCUUGCAUGCGGCGCGCAGGCGCAGUCAUGACAAGGCGAUAACUUCGAUUGCCCCACAGAUGUUAGUAGACUUGAAACUAAACUGGCACUUUAGCAAUAGAGGCGAGCCUAUGCGCGGCACUUUCGUGCUAAGUUCUCGAAGUGCUUUAAGGACCAAAAUUGUACAAGAUUGGUAGUACCUAAGUUGUAACGAAGAGUACUUAGAAAAUUGGACUUACUCCAAUAUCCGAUAAGUACGUGUAUAAUCAGUGGCUACCUACUUAAACGUUGUGAUUACAUAUCAAACCGAUUGAAACUGGCAAUAUGUUCUGAGUACGCGAACAUAUUCACACGUACACAUGUCGGCUUGUAUAUCUGUUAUUUCUUGUCAGGUAUGUGAACAGUAUCUAAGAUAAACACAUCUUUGAUUCACUAAUAGCACCCUGCUCUUUGAAAAUUGUACCAUAAUGGAACUUAUUGUUGAGUAUAAUGUCAACUUUAACUAGGAAUAUUUGGCUCCAACGUUGCUUACCUAUAUACUUACUUAAACGAAUACAUUUUAUCUUGGCAAUUUAUUGUUCUGCGUAGUCAAUUUGUGAUUCCUAACAUCAUUUCCUUUCAAGUUGACCUUCUAGUUCUGAUAAUCUGUUUUAGAUUAAAAUUAUUAUAUCUAUUUAUUAAAUCUUUCUCCUCUCAA